Carassius auratus (goldfish) is the source of this 1029-nucleotide messenger RNA. Its product is annotated as olfactory receptor 1C1-like. Gene Ontology annotation, molecular function: G protein-coupled receptor activity; odorant binding; olfactory receptor activity. NCBI's taxonomy places the organism in Eukaryota, Metazoa, Chordata, Actinopteri, Cypriniformes, Cyprinidae. The coding region runs from base 25 to 1029 and encodes 334 amino acids. Gene Ontology annotation, biological process: G protein-coupled receptor signaling pathway; detection of chemical stimulus involved in sensory perception of smell. The record is from RefSeq and is a predicted model, not a curated record. The transcript has a single exon. Gene Ontology annotation, cellular component: membrane.
AACAAAAGCCAGAGAGCAGUUAUCAUGAGCUCCAUGCAGUCAAACUCCUCAACAGAUUUGACCUUUGUUCGACCUGCAACAUUUUUUAUCAGUGAUUUUUCUAAUAUUCCACAUUCAAAAUACUACUAUGUGUUCUUGUCUUUAGUGUAUGUUGUAACUGUUUUGGGGAAUUCAUUUAUCAUGUGUAUCAUUUAUUUGGCCCGCAGACUUCACACAGCCAAAUACAUUGCUGUUUUUCAUCUGGCACUUUCUGAUCUGUGUGGAAGCUCAGCUUUGAUUCCAAAAAUCAUUGACAUGUUUUUAUUUGAUCACCAAGACAUUUCUUAUGAAGCGUGUUUAACAAAUAUGUUUUUUGUAUAUCAUUUUAUGAAUCUGCAGUCUUUGACACUACUCGCUUUGGCUUAUGACAGACUGGUUGCCAUUUGUUUUCCUCUACGGUAUCAUGCCAUUGUAACCAAACCAGCAAUGUUUCUGAUCAUAGGGGUGAUGUGGAUUGUGUCUGUGAUAUUUUUUUCUGUACUUGUAGGUUUGCUGAAUAGAAUAUCUUUUUGUAGGUCUAAUGUACUUAAUAGUUAUUUUUGUGAUUAUGCCCCUAUCUGUGCACUAGCUUGUAAUGAUAUUUCCAUAAAUAUUUUGAUGGGUAAAAUUUCCUAUGGGCUCCUGAUUUGCACACCACUCAUACUGAUCAUUAUUUCAUAUUUCUGCAUUUCUGUGGCUCUGCUUAAGAUUGCUCACGGUGCUGACCGAAUCAAGGCCAUAAAAACCUGCACCUCACAUCUCAUAUUGGUGACUAUUUUUUAUCUCCCAGUUUUGUGCAAUGUCCUUGCAUCUGUAACAACACCUUUGCAUCCAAACGCCCAGAUAAUUAACAAUUCUCUGACUCAGACAAUACCACCAAUGCUGAAUCCCAUCAUAUACACUCUAAAGACAGAAGAGGUCAUGCAGUCCAUAAAAGAACUGUACAAACGCAGCAAAGUGAAUACAACUAAAGAAAAUAAAAUGAAAUGCAGAAGGAUAAAGUUAAAAUAA